This is a messenger RNA of Hydractinia symbiolongicarpus, 2342 nucleotides long. Its product is annotated as integrin beta-2-like. NCBI's taxonomy places the organism in Eukaryota, Metazoa, Cnidaria, Hydrozoa, Anthoathecata, Hydractiniidae. Gene Ontology annotation, biological process: cell adhesion mediated by integrin; integrin-mediated signaling pathway; cell-matrix adhesion. Gene Ontology annotation, cellular component: cell surface; focal adhesion; integrin complex. Bases 853 to 1617 code for a protein of 254 amino acids. The transcript has 7 exons. The record is from RefSeq and is a predicted model, not a curated record. Gene Ontology annotation, molecular function: integrin binding.
CACUAAAUGUAGAAUUCCAUCGGCGGGGCGCAAUAAAGAUCGUUCUUCAAAUUCCACAGAUAUGAAAUGGAACCUUUUAAGACGAGAUAGCAUCGCCUGUUUGGUAGACAAAAUUGAUUUUACCAACAAACCGGUAACUGGCAGUAUAUGUAUUAUUUACUGAGAUACUUGAAACCGCUUGAGGCAUUUAAAUUGGAUUUUUAAAGAAAAUUUAAAAAGGUUUUAACAACUGGUUUCUUUCAGAUUGUUUUGUUUCGGAUGUGUAAUUUUAUAUUCCAGUUGUGUGAAAGUUUAUUUAAUAAAUUGCUUAUUUUUUAUUUUUUUGCAACUAAUUAAUUUUUUUUUCUUGUCGCUAUUGUGCUUUCCGUUCCAGCCGUCGUUGUUAUUAUUAGACUUGGCAUGAUUGUUUCUUUUUUUAAUAACAAAAAUAACAUGAAAUAUUGUGACGAUACGUCAAAUUGUUUUGAGGGUAAACACGAUGACUGUGUCACCUAAUUAAUUUUUGCAACUUUACAACAGUUACAAAUUUAUAACAGUUACAAAUAUAUGGUUGGUGACGUCAUAAUAAUACGAAAGGGAAGUUUUUUAAUACUGCAUCAGCGAAAAUAAGACGAUGAUCGUUAAAGUUCCUCAUUAGGAACACACGUUUGUAAAUGGUUUUUUAAAGGAAUUUACUUAAUUGCUUGUUUUUAUAGUAUAGUAAAUGUGAGCAGGAUACGGGCAAAAUUUACAAUCAGUCACAUAAAUUGUAGCACAAACUUUUUGGGUUACAAAGAUUUAUAUAUUUAGUUAUUUGUUUAAAGUGUUGUUAAAAUUUUCAUUACUAUAAUUUUCUAGACUGUCAACUUCAACAUGUUAAAAGCAAGUCUUGUAAUUAUUUGCACCAUCAUGGUAGUAGGAAAUGCUGAGAGCUCGUGUAGACGGCCGGGAGACUCAGUAGAUUGCAGUGGCUUGGGGACAUGUGUUAAUGGAAUGUGCGAGUGCAUUUCAAGAUCGAAUCCCACGGAGAAAAUCACAGGGAAAUUUUGUCAAUGUAAUAAUUUUGGCUGUGAUAGACACGAAGGAAAAGUUUGUGGAGGCAAGGACAGAGGAGUGUGUGAUUGCGGACAAUGUAGAUGUGAAACUGGAUUUCUUGGAAGUAAUUGUGGAAAAGUGGAUUGCUCAGUUGGAAAGAAGAAUUGUUUACAUGCCAGUUCACCAAACACUUCAUGCAGCGGAAAUGGCGUUUGCAACUGUGACCAGUGCGAUUGCAACACAGGUUAUCGCGGAAAGUUUUGUGAAGAAUGCGUAAGCUGUCCUGAAAAAUGCAACAUGUUAAGCGAUUGUGUGAGAUGUCAAGCAUUCAAUGAACCAGAUAAGGAUACUUGCGGCAAUCUCAAAUGCAGCUUAAACAUAGUUCUUGUUAAUGUAACCGAGGAACACUGUCAUCACAAAUCUUCAGAUAACUGUUAUAUCAUUUUCUCACCUCAACGAGACCCGAUAACAGGAGCAGAAACCAUUUUCGUUCAGAAAGAUAAAAGAUGCGUAAAAAUUAUAAAAAAAGACGCACAAAAAACAAUCAGGUUGUUCAUCAUGUUUCGUCCUGCAUCAUUCUUCUGGUUUUUAUGGCAAGCAUGAUGGUAUGGAUGUGAUGAGCAAAGGGGAAAGUAGACAAACAAUGCGUGAAAACAAUACCCACAAACCUAUUUAAAGCAGAAACUCUUUUUAUAAAACAUUAAUUUUGAUCUAAUUCUUUUUUACAUCAACAUGUAUUAUUGACUUUUUUUCUGUAAUAAUUUACUUUUAUAUGUUUUUGUUUUUUUAAUUUCUUACCUAGGGAGUUGGCAGUUUGAUUUCUCUCAAAACGCAAAUAAUAAUUUUUUCCGCCUCUUACAACUUCGUUAACGAAUGAUGAACCUGAAUGAAUGAUGAACUGGAAGUGCAAAAGCAAUAUUGCUAAAACCUCUACACAAAGUAAAGUGGAACUGUCAUAAGCUCGAUAUGGUCGAUCAUUUUUUAUUUCAGAACAGACAAAAAGAGCAGGUUCUUUUUUGACAUUUAAUGGCUUAUACGAGUAGAGUCUGGUGCAGAACCAAAUGUGCAAGAAAGGGUCAGGCGACCUGAAGUUAAAAUAGCCCAAGAUUAUGUGUCAAAAAUAUCGGACCGAUUCUUAAACCAAAAAUCCGAGCAAAAACAUAAGGAGUGGAUAUAAGAGGAUGAAAUAACAAAACUUGUAUUGACAGUCGUGUUAUAUAAUUCAAGGUAUAAUAUGUAUUGUGUAUAACAUGUUAUUUCAUUACAAAUAGAAUAAUAUCCAUUUUAUUUGAUUCGUACUACGUGGUAGUGGUAUCGUUUCUGACACA